Messenger RNA from Piliocolobus tephrosceles (Ugandan red Colobus), 3378 nucleotides. It is a transcript of the gene HEYL, whose product is annotated as hes related family bHLH transcription factor with YRPW motif like. The record is from RefSeq and is a predicted model, not a curated record. The transcript has 5 exons. NCBI's taxonomy places the organism in Eukaryota, Metazoa, Chordata, Mammalia, Primates, Cercopithecidae. Gene Ontology annotation, biological process: regulation of DNA-templated transcription. Gene Ontology annotation, molecular function: DNA binding; protein dimerization activity. Bases 16 to 1002 code for a protein of 328 amino acids.
CAGCCUGCGUUCGCCAUGAAGCGACCCAAGGAGCCGAGGGGCUCCGACGGCGAGUCCGAUGGACCCAUCGACGUGGGCCAAGAGGGCGAGCUGAGCCAGAUGGCCAGGCCGCUGUCCACCCCCAGCCCUUCGCAGAUGCAAGCCAGGAAGAAACGCAGAGGGAUCAUAGAGAAACGGCGUCGAGACCGCAUUAACAGUAGCCUGUCUGAAUUGCGACGCUUGGUCCCCACUGCCUUUGAGAAACAGGGCUCUUCCAAGCUGGAGAAAGCCGAGGUCUUACAGAUGACGGUGGAUCACUUGAAAAUGCUCCAUGCCACUGGCGGGACAGGAUUCUUUGAUGCCCGAGCCCUGGCAGUCGACUUCCGGAGCAUUGGUUUUCGGGAGUGCCUCACCGAGGUCAUCAGGUACCUGGGGGUCCUUGAAGGGCCCAGCAGCCGUGCAGACCCCGUUCGGAUUCGCCUUCUUUCCCACCUCAACAGCUACGCAGCCGAGAUGGAGCCUUCGCCCACACACACUGGCCCCCUGGCCUUCGCUGCCUGGCCCUGGUCUUUCUUCCAUAGCUGCCCGGGGCUGCCAGCCCUGAGCAACCAGCUCGCCGUCCUGGGAAGAGUGCCCGGCCCUGUCCUGCCCAGUGCCUCCUCUCCUGCUUACCCCAUCCCAGCCCUCCGAACCGCUCCCAUUCGCAGAGCCACAGGCAUCAUCCUGCCAGCCCGGAGGAAUGUGCUGCCCGGUCGAGGGGCAUCUUCCACCCGGAGGGCCCGCCCCCUAGAGAGGCCAGCGACCCCUGUGCCUGUAGCCCCCAGCAGCAGGGCUGCCAGGAACAGCCACGUCACUCCCCUCCUGCGAUCUUCCUCCCCCACACCCCCUGGUCCUACAGGGUCUGCUGCUUAUGUGGCUGUUCCCGCCCCCAACUCAUCCUCCCCAGGGCCAGCUGGGAGGCCAGGGGGAGCCAUGCUCUACCACUCCUGGGUCUCUGAAAUCACUGAAAUCGGGGCUUUCUGAGCUGCCCCUUCACCACCCCGCCCCCAGGAAUAAGGAAGGUUCUUUUACCAGGAGCCCGAAAAAGGGCACUGUCUUUUCUGCUUUGCUUCCUGGACUGGCUCAUAUGUGAAGGCACAUUCUCCAGCCAUCAGAGGCCCCCUCCUCCUCCAGCCCAUCUCUCCUCCUCGCUGUUAUCCCAGCUUAUCCACCCAGCUCUCCUGGAGCUGUUCUGGUCUCAGAGGCUUGGUUCCAUUCCUCACCUGCACAGAUGAGUCCUGGGAGAGACCCUCAGAGCUGCGCGCAGACCCCUCUCCUGCCCUCUGCACACCAGCAGCAGGCAUGAACCUUGGGUCUGGGAAAAAGCUUUAACCCGAAGGGCACCAGGACCCAAGGCAGGCUGUUCCUUGGAGCGGUCAGACCCCAGUCAGGAGCAAUGACUGACUGGCUGCAGCCUUCCCACGCCAAGAGGCUGGAACAUAGUGUCUGCCUCGCUUCCUGGAGAUAGUAACUGAGCAGGGGCCACCAAGAGGUCUCCUGGGAACCCUGUCUGCCCCUGCCCACCUGUCCUUGGGCCACACCAUCACACUGAACCACAGGACAGACCCUUUCUCCACCACAGCCAAGGCCUGGAGACUGGGGGCCCAGCAGAGCCUGCUCCCACCCUCCUCCCAGCAGCAGACACCCACCCUCUCACUGACUAAUAGGUCCCUGCACACAGCUGGCCUGAUUAACCCAGCUGGGAGGUUUCUAGGCAGCAGCAAAACUCUGUGACAGGGUGUCCUCACACCAGGCCUUGGACAGCUCUCCCAGACAGGAGCCAGGGUUGAGCAAUGGAGAGCCCAGCCCCCCACGUCUUACAGUCACCAUCCUCCAGGCGUGUGGUCCCUCCCCAUUGGGUGCACACAGUGCAGAGGGGCCGCGGCCCCAUGUGAUGGUGUGCAGAGAGCAACCUCUUGGGAUUCAGCACCAGACGUCUGAGCUGCCUGGUUUGCAUCCGGCUCACAGAGCCCAGACUGCUGGAACAGCCAAGGGCUGUCAGGCUGGACAAAAAUAACUGCAAGGAGGGGCAAGAGGAAGGAUGAUUCGAGGCACCUCGGCCCUUCAAGGUCAUGCAACGGGUCGAGGGCCUGAGAUCCUGUUCACCAGGACUCCACAGAGCUGGCUGUGCUCAGAGGCCAUUUCAUUCCCCAGCUCCACCCCAGGCCACUUUUUCUAAUAGAGGAAACAUAUGGUCCAGCGAUCAUUCCCGGCAGAAGAGUGGAGACUAGACUGACAUCCAGUGGGACCAGUGUUGCCACACCAGUUGAUAAAAUGCAGAAACCCUUUUGUACUCAUUGGUAAACAUCUACUCCCCCAAGUGAUUUCACCCCCCCCCCCCCCCCCGCCCACGACUGCCUGGCACUUCCCCCAGGACUCCUACUAUCUGGUUACUGCCUGGUAGAUCCAAGGCUAUGGAGUCCCAGAGCCAGCAAUUCACUAGUACUCAUUCCACACUGGUUAGAUACUUCAGUUGUCACCCCUGGGAAGAUUCUCCCACCUCCUCCCUUUGAUGGAACCACCCUCCCCAGAGGCUGCAUUGAGGAGACUCCAUGGACUGAAAAGUGAGUUGCAGAAACCCUGGGGAAAAGAGCCCUUUCAAAGAGGUGGAUAAGAGGGAGGAGAUCAUCUCAGUGUCCCAGAAAGCUAUUUUGAAAAGACAAACUCCUCAAGGAGAGAUAAAGAGGAAAGCACCUCUUUCAUUUUUAGUGUGAGCUGGUUCCAUCAGACUGCUGUCCUCCUGGACCUAUCUGAGAUGUGCAGUAGCAAGGAGAGGGGGGAUCAUUUUAGAGAGUGGGUCAUUGGCAGGGAGUGCUCCUAAGGGAGGCAGAGGGGAGACUGAAGUAGAAGGAAGACAGGACUCACACAUGCUCCCAGGAGUCGGGACAGAGACAGAGGAGGUAAGAGAAGGCAAAGGCCAGUUUCCCCUUUUUCAUGAAGGGGCCCACUCAGGACAGGAACAAGGACAACUCCUCCUCUUCCUCCUCCUCCUCCUCUCCUGCUGCUCCUGGGAUACCAGGUUAGUGAUGUAGUCUUGCAGUUUGGCAACUUCCUAGCCUGAGCAUCCCUAGUGGGGCUGUGGGAAACACAUUUCCACGUUGCAAGUAUGCAGCUCCAGAGAAUCUGUGACGCCACUGAAAUGAGGUGGGAAUGACCCAGCCCUUUCAGCAUCUUGGCUGAACUUGCUUUCAUUGUCCCUGGGAUAUUGUGGAAGGAAAGGCGACUGUGUGAUCUGAUUCCGUGGUCAAGGACUUGCAUCUUCUGUUUCUAUCCCCAAGCUUUCCUGGGGUCUCCAACUCCUACCCCAUUGCAGUGGUUGUUGCGGACAUCCAAUAUAGAUUUUUUUAGUGCUUCUGGAAA